This is a messenger RNA of Prorocentrum cordatum, 1025 nucleotides long. The record is from the annotation of a GenBank genome assembly. Lineage: Eukaryota; Dinophyceae; Prorocentrales; Prorocentraceae.
GUAAGCUCAUUGUGUGCACCUACAACGGCAACACGUGGAACACUGCCUCCAGUGUCCACGAGUGGAUGUGCAAGAAGGAGAUGGCACCGCACGCGACGUCUGUCCAGGAGACGCGGUUCACAUCCAACACGGCGGUCGAGCAGGCCCAUGAUUCCCCCAACCUUGGGAUGGAGCCCAGCAUCGCUUCAGGCGAGGGCACUACGAUUGCCAUGAUCUCAGUGUACCUCGAAGAUUCGAUAGGGCUCCAAGGGCCCAACAGGCAGCUACUGGAAGACGUUCACUCGCGGUGCGCGCAUCUGGACGUGCUCUUCAUCAUUGGUGGUGACUGGAACAUUGAGGCCAGCGAGCUGUCAACCCCAGGCUGGCCUGAGCUCAUGGGAGGAGUUGGCAUGGCCCCAGGGCUGGCCACAUGCAAUGAUAAUGACUACGACUACUUCGUGAUCUCGCGCGCGCUGGAGGACCUUGUGGACUCCAUCAAGUGCCACGUGGACACCCCCAGCGGCCCGCACCAGGCCGCGACGCUGGUGUUGCGUGGCUGCUGGAAGCGGCCCAUGAUCCAGACGCAGCGCGCGCCGAAGGGCUUUGCGCUGGAGUUUGAGGCCGACGAGGAGGCCAGGACCAGGCGCGACCUGCUGGUGGCCACCCUCCCAUGGCCCCCGCCCUGCCCAGGCCCAGAAGGAAUAGUCAAGGGCUGGUUCGAUCAAGCUGAGGAGGCAAUGCAGGCGCUGCAUGGCAUGCCCAGUAGUGAAGCCAAGUACUACAAGGGCAGGUCCAAGGGCCCCAGGACAGUCGCAGUUCCCUUGGAGGCCAGGGUCCAGGAGAACCGCUUCGAAAGAGCGUCAGAGGUCACCCAACUCUGGCUUUCGCUGCGCCACUUGUCCAAGAGAAGGUGGGACUUGGGCCCCAUCGGGCCGAACGACCUGCCCAACGGCUACAGGGCCAGACGAGCGCAGCAGCUCCUCGAGUCAGCCAGCCGCCUGAAGGUCAAGUUCCAGGAGCAGUCCAUCACGAUGUUCGAUGGCACG